AUGAGGACAGACUACGGAAGGGCUUGCAAAGUUAGCAAGGAGGAAAGACACUGGCGACUGAUCUUGGUGGUUCAGGAACUCCAGCCCGAGAAUGCAAUUCUGAAGUUUUAUAAACACUUUAAUAUUCAUUACUACCACCUCUUUUUGUGUGAGACUCUUCCCGAGUUUCCGGGCUGCUCGUCGGUCCUGCUGGGGCACUUCUGGAGACCCGUCGGCGGCUCGACACCUUCGCGCGACUUUGAUCUUGGCUUUGCUAACUCGUCGCAGCGUCCCGCCUCCUGUCCCCUCCUCCCGCGGGUCUCCCACCCCCGCUGGCCCCUGCGCGGCUCGCAGCCCCAGGGUCGACCAGAACUCCGCGGCGCGGCUGCCCGCAAGACCCGGAGCCCGGAGUCGCCUCCCGUCCGCUUGCUCGUGGCGCCGCUCUGGGCAUGCGCGGCGCGGCUGGAGGUGGCCGCGAGCGGGCUGCAGCUCCAGACUUCGCGGCAGCGGAGCUCGGCGGUGUCGCCAGGGCGCGAGGAGGGCAGGCGGGCGGGCGGGCGGGCGGGCACGGUGCUCGCCCGGGACAGCCCUUCUUCCAGCGAGCGGGACUUCGCGGCAGCUCUGAGCUCGGCCCGGGAUCCGGAGGGCGCGGGCCAGGUGGGGUCCCCCUCCUGCCGCCGCCCCAGCGCCCGGCUCGCGGCGCCCCGGGGACCCGAGAAACCAGAGAUUGAACUCAGGCCCUUGUGCUUGCCAGGGAAACUCUUCCUCCACUGGUUUAGCAGAGUAGACACUGAAGAUCGGUUCUUGCUGACUGAUUUAUACUCCACUGACUUAGAGGCCACCUGUAAUAUAUUCCUUAUUGGGCUGAAGUGGAGGCUUAUGAAGUGGAGCUCCUCUUCACUUUCGAGAACUGGGGAUUGAACUCAGGCCCUUGCGCUUGC
Messenger RNA from Octodon degus (degu), 920 nucleotides. RefSeq lists its product as uncharacterized. The record is from RefSeq and is a predicted model, not a curated record. Bases 1 to 900 code for a protein of 299 amino acids. The transcript has 5 exons. NCBI's taxonomy places the organism in Eukaryota, Metazoa, Chordata, Mammalia, Rodentia, Octodontidae.